Messenger RNA from Rotaria socialis, 2379 nucleotides. Lineage: Eukaryota; Metazoa; Rotifera; Eurotatoria; Philodinida; Philodinidae. The record is from the annotation of a GenBank genome assembly.
AUGUUGUUUACUCCUUCUCCGCCUCUUUUCUCGCAAUCGGUAUCGUCAUCAGUAGGAAACGAGUCGCCGUCAACUCGUACAGCUCUAGUCUAUAGUCCUCAUGAUGGUGAGAAUCGACUACAUACCGUUUCCUUAUCAAAUAACGCGACAAUUUUAGCCAAUGGAACGACCAAUAAUCGUUUAUUAUCAGCAAGUCAAUCGCCCGAUCAAGAUUAUUUCUAUUCUCCGUUAUCAUCAUCAUUAUCUGCUUGUCCUUCAAUUCAUUUAAUACGACCCAAAAUAAAAACAAACAUUAAAUUAUCGAAAUCACAUCGCGGUGAUUCGUGUCCUGUUCUACGCAUCGAUAAAAGUAUAAAGAAUUCGUAUUUUCCUACAAGUAUAUCAUCUUCUAGUCGUAAUGUGCUCAUGGCUACAAUGGGAAAAACAGAUCCAACCAUCUAUCAUUCUGAAGACAUAUUACAAUUACCCAGAGCACAUAUUAUGUCUGGCAAUACGAUCUUACCGGUAGCAAAUCCAGCUGCCUUUAUCAAACAUAAUGAAUUAGAAAUUGUUGAAGAACAACCAGCUACAUCUAUCAUACCAUCUCCAUUAGGUACACCGAAAAACAGUGAAAAUUUUCAACGAGCAUCUACUGAUUAUUCGGCAAAUGUCUAUCCAUUUAAUAUUAAUAUUACUCGUAAAGUUACUUUAAAUGUUGGUGGUGUUAGACAUGAAGUUUUAUGGCAUACACUUUCUCGUCUACCAAAUACUCGGUUAGGUCGUUUGGCAAAAUUGCGUCAAACAACAUUGUCAACAACACGCCUAAUGCCACAUGAUGAAGUAAUGCGUUUAUGCGAUGAUUAUGAUUUAUCAAGUGGAGAAUAUUUUUUUGAUCGUCAUCCACGUACAUUUUCAUCAAUUAUUAAUUUUUAUCGCACGGGAAAACUUCAUUUAGUUGACGAUCUAUGUGUAAUAUCUUUUCAUGAUGAUUUACAGUAUUGGGGUAUCGAUGAAUAUUAUUUAGAAUUAUGUUGUCAAAAUAAAUAUCAUCAAAAAAAAGAUCAUGUUUUAGAAGAAAUGAGAAAAGAAGUUGAAUUAUUAAAAGUUGAAAAAGAAGAAAGUAUUAGUGAUCGUUGUUGUUCGCAGACGAGAAAAAGAAUUUGGGAUCUUGUCGAACAUCCGCAUACAUCGAAAGGCGCUCGAAUUAUUGCAUUUGUCAGUAUUUCAUUUAUCCUGCUGUCUUCAUUUACGAUGACAUUAAGUACUAUUGAAGGUAUUGGUUGUGCACCAAAUAUUACCGAUCCAGAAGUUACUGUUGAUAGUUCAGCAUCGGUUGGUGCCGAUGCUGUUCGUAUAGCUGCUCAAGCUGCAGCAAAAGAGUUAGCAGCUGAACAUCAUGAAAGUGUUAGUAAUUGUCGUGAACCUUUAUUUUUAUUUAUUAUUGAAACUAUAUGUAUAUCAUGGUUUACAAUUGAAUAUAUUAUACGUGUAUUUGCAACGCCGGAUAGAUGUAAAUUUUUCAAAGGUGUUUUAAAUACAAUCGAUCUUAUUGCUAUUGUACCAUUUUAUAUUUCGAUUAUACUCGAAACAAUGGAUACGGGUAAUUUAAAAAAUAUAAAAUCUGUUCGUAAAGCUGUACAAGUAUUUCGUGUUUUACGUAUAAUGCGUAUACUUAAAUUGGCACGUCAUUCAACCGGUCUUCAAUCGUUAGGUUAUACAUUAAGACGAAGUUAUAAAGAAUUAUCUAUGCUUCUGAUGUUUUUGGCUAUAUUUAUAUUAUUAUUUUCAAGUUUAGCUUAUUUUGCUGAAAGAGAUGGAAAUGCUAUACAAUUUCGUUCGAUUCCACAUGCAUUUUGGUGGGCGAGUAUUACAAUGACGACAGUAGGUUAUGGUGAUAUCUAUCCGAAAUCGGUGUGGGGUAAACUAAUUGGCGCCGUAUGUUGUGUUUGCGGCGUGCUUGUUAUUGCUUUACCAAUCCCAAUUAUCGUUAAUAAUUUUGCUGAAUAUUAUAAAGAACAGCUACGUCGUGAAAAGGCUUUAAAGCGUAAAGAAGCGAUUGAUCGUGCAAAAAAAAAUGGCUCGAUUGUAUCGAUUCCAUCACAUUCUGCAUCAAAUUUAUCAAAUGCAGAUUAUAAUAUACGUCGUUUAAGUAUACUAAAAGAUUCAUCCAAUCCACCACCGGCCAACGAUGAACCAUUAUAUGAUCCAGGAUGUUAUGAACGAAAAACUCCAUUAUCAUCAUUGGUGUAUAUUCCGCAUACAACUGAGUUCCAUACUGAAAUUAAUGAAAAUAAUCAUAAUCUAACAAAAGAAAACGAUCAAGACGUAAAACAAGCACUAAUUACUAACAUAGAUAUUCCAAUGGAUGGUAAACAAAAAGAAAAAAUUUUCAACAGAUAA